UCGUGCAACCGAAUGAAAAAGUGAAUCUUUGUUCUCCGAACGGAAACCCUUCCCUCGUCGUUUCGGGUGCGAGAUCAGAUCAUGGCAUCGUUAGGGUCUCUGAAAUCGACGAUAUUCGACAGAGAAGAGAGAAAACAGCAGUACCAGGCGCAUAUUCGAGGCCUCAAUGCAUACGACCGCCACAAAAAAUUCAUCAACGAUUAUGUUAGUUUCUAUGGGAAAGAAAAGCCGUCAAACGUAAGGUUACCUAUUAAAACCGAUCAAGAUACGCUUAGAGAAGGAUACAGAUUCAUACGGUCGGAGGAAGAUGAUAUGGACCCAUCAUGGGAACAAAGGCUGGUGAAGCGUUAUUAUGAUAAACUUUUUAAGGAAUACUGCAUUGCUGAUAUGUCACAGUAUAAAAGCGGUAAGAUUGGCCUCAGGUGGAGGACAGAGAAGGAAGUCAUAUCUGGCAAGGGCCAGUUCAUAUGUGGUAAUAAGCAUUGCGAUGAGAAAGAUGGAUUAGCAAGCUACGAGGUGAACUUUUGUUACUUUGAAGCUGGAGAAAAUAAACAAGCCCUAGUUAAAUUGGUAACAUGUGAGAGGUGUGCACGGAAACUUAACUACAAGAGGCAGAAAGAGAAGGAGCAACUAGAAAAAAGACAGCAAGAACAGGACAGAAGAAAGAGGAAUCGUUCAAAGAGUGAUGAUGAUCUAGAUGAGUUUCAAGAAAGCAAAGAGAGAAGACAGAAAGGGAAAAGAGCUACGAUUUCUCCCAGUGAUCAUAAAAUUGAUGAUGAUGACAACAUCGAUGAAUAUCUUGAGGGGAUGUUUCCCUGAUCCUAGCCUGAUUAAUUGCCAUACCUGAAAUGUGUUAUCAUGACACCAAAGUUCACGAUAGAAAAUGUUAGGCAGUGGUGGGGGUUGGGGCAAGCAAGAGAACAUGCAGGUUGGUGCCUAAAAUACAGGAACUUUGGUCACCAUGAAUGCUGUGGGCAAAAUUGUUUUUGUAUACCUGCUGAACCCCUCAGAAUUUUCUGCAUAUUAUAAUUGUAUAAUAUGUCAGGCGAGUUUGUUUUCUUACAGCUUUCAUUGUAUAGUUUCUCCUUUUGAUGUCUAUUAUGGGAAUUGCAAAGCUGAAAGAUUGCUUGAUGGCUCCUCUGCUCAUUCUAACACAAGUACUGCAAUUGUCCCUAUCAGGCGCGUACCAUAUUCUUAGGUUUUUUAGGUGACCAAAACUGCUAUCUAAGCUAUAUUGAAACAGGCAAACAGGUAUUGGGAUACAAUUGCAUUAUAAAUCAACGCAUUGGUGCUACUUCUGUGCGACAUGCGUCGGGUAACAUGAUAUUCAUAUCCUAUAUUGAACACUAUGGGUGUGACUUGUGAGGCAAUGGUCGAACCAGAAAUAUAUGUUAAAUUGUUCUUAAAUACUCAUGUUCUUGUCACUUUAGUGUGCGUUUGGUGGGGUAGGAUAACUAGAUAUGAUAUGACAUUGUAAUGAUAUAGUGUUGUAAUAUGUUGUUUGUUGCAGUUGUAAAAAAAAUACUUAUUUUCUAAGAUCUUGUUAAAAAUGGUGUUUGACCAAA
Molecule: messenger RNA, 1565 nt
Organism: Lotus japonicus
Lineage: Eukaryota; Viridiplantae; Streptophyta; Magnoliopsida; Fabales; Fabaceae
Exons: 11
Coding region: 82-819 (245 amino acids)
Biological process (GO): dephosphorylation
Molecular function (GO): phosphatase activity
Source: RefSeq, a predicted model, not a curated record